AAGGGGUACCGGCGGAUGGGAGUCAUGCGGGGGACGUACGACAGUCUCGCAGGAGCUCAUUGGAGAGCUGAUUGCGCCAAAACCCGACCACAAGCUCACAAGCUCGUGUCCGCGGCUGCUGCACUCGCGGUACAGAGCAUCAUCAGUGCUCAUUUGGGCUGGAUCCGGCCUUUUAUUGUUCGACUUCCGCGCUGCCGACGCGUAUUUGAGGCAUGUGGUGCUCGGCAUGCACUUGAGGCGCUGCACACACUGAGAGCACUGCGCUGAGACUCAGUGAGAGCGCCGCACGAAGACGCACUGCACUGUAGCAUUUCAAAGCACUGCAGCUAAAAUGCAUGCCCUGCGAUGGUUCACACUGCUCGCAACGACAGCGGCCCUCUCCGCAACGACCAAGCCCGCCGCCAAGCAGGGCAACGAGGCCGCGCUCGCAGCAGUAGCGACUCCACUAAAGCCAUCAAAUGAUCUGGGCCAGGACCUAUUAAACAACGGCGUCGCCCGCGUCAACAAUAUUGUAGACAAGGAAUGUUGUAGAGAGCUCCGAGCAGAAGUAGAAAAAUGGCUCGCCGUCGAAGACGCAGUACCGGAAGACGCCCGCUUCGUGCCCGGGACACGUCUUUCUCUCUCAACACCCAUGCGGCUGUCCUUCGCUGGUAGUAGAGCUGAUCUACUAUUGCCGAUCGAAGAACCGGUAGUAAGCAAUGUCGCGGCGACAGCAAUUAAAGCAUGCCUCGCUGGUGUCGAAAAAGCCCGCACUUUACUAGAGGGAACCGGUCCGCUAGAAAUAGUGGAGCUCGGCGCGCUGACGGCGUCGAUCGGCGCCACUCAUCAAGCUUUACAUAGGGACACGUGGGGCGGCAUCCCCAACCGUAUUGUAUUAUUUGUGGCUCUGGAUGACGUAGAAGACGGCGACGCCGGCGCGACGGUCUUCGCGGACCGAUCUGAUAAUAUCAAGCGGAGCGCGCCCUUUGGUGUGGGAGACGUCAUCGCCUACGACGCGUCGUUGUUGCAUUUCGGGGCGAAGAAGACUUCUGGUGUUGAACAUAGGGCGUUGUUGUACUGCGCGCUGGCGCCGGCGCCGGACGCCGACACGCAGGAAGACCUUAUACAAAAAUCGCCGGCCUUAAUCGCGGCGCCGCGCGUCGACGCCGCUGCAUUAGCUGAUUUGGCCUCCUUUACGACGUGCACCGUAGACCUAUCAAGGUGUCGCAUCGCGGCGGACGGUAGGGGCGGCCGGGGCGUCUACGCGGCGCGCGACCUGCGGCGGAACGACGAGCUCGCGCGCGUGCCCUUUGAUAGUAUUUUGGGCGCCGAAGCGGCCGCGGAGGCUUUGGACGCGCACGACUUCGCGGGGCCGCCGCAGUGCCUCCUGGCCGGCGCCCUGGCCGCGGCGUACGUCGGCGUCGCGUCGUGCGAGCGGUGGCGGCCGCACGCGCUCAGCCUCGACUGGGGCCUUGAAGGGAGGGACUCGCUGCGCGACCACCCCGUCGAGCGGUGUCAACGGGGUGAAAUGGAGGGCGACGCCCUCCUGGAGGACACACUCAGGCAGCUGACCGAGGCCUCGGAGAGCGUGCGUCGCCUCGCGCCGGUUGAUGAGCAUGUGUCGUUCCGCGCGUGUCUCCUCGUGCUGACGCGGGCCUUCGACUUGAGUCAUCUCCGCGACGGCCUGAACCCGGCGCUCGCGCCCGUUGCGGACCUCUUCAACCACCCGUCAUCCACAACACUGCCCGAGCGAUUGCAGAGUAUAUCAGUGUCGGGCCUCGCGGUGCAGUCGACGAGCGAUGGAGACGACCUCGUUGUGCGCGCGCCGCGGGGCUACGACCCGCGCUGCGGCGACGAGUUGUACAACUGGUACGGCAACGCCGGCUACGGAAAGACUGGCUCUGUCGAGGAGUGGCGCGAGGCCGAGGACAAGUUCUACUACCAGUAUGGGUUUCGCAUGUGGUAGCAUCGCAUCGACGGCGUGAGGUCACGCCGGCACGCCAUCACCGCAACGCGCAAACGCAUCGCUCCGACCGGUAACAUCGCAUUGACGGCGUGAGGCCACGCCGGUACUGCACACUCUACCGGCACGCCACCACCGCAAAUGCGCAGACGCAUCGCUCCGACCGCCGCACGCAUCGCCGCUCGCUAAGUCUUGUUUCGUUUAAUCUUAGUACACUCACACCUAGCGGCCACGCCCCCGGCCC
Pelagomonas calceolata is the source of this 2186-nucleotide messenger RNA. The record is from the annotation of a GenBank genome assembly. Lineage: Eukaryota; Pelagophyceae; Pelagomonadales; Pelagomonadaceae.